Oryza sativa Japonica Group (Japanese rice) is the source of this 2765-nucleotide messenger RNA. Lineage: Eukaryota; Viridiplantae; Streptophyta; Magnoliopsida; Poales; Poaceae. The record is from RefSeq and is a predicted model, not a curated record.
AGAGUUUUGAGUGGUUCUGAACAAAUGCGUGUUCUGAAUUUUUUUUUUCUUCCACGGAGCCAUGGAAUCUGUAAUCGUGAAUUAUUACUACUAUACUAAGUUAGUUCGUGUAGAUGACUAGAUGUUGGUCCCGUGCUAUAGCUCCUGCGGUCAGUGGAGUGGUCGCCAAAUUGCUAUUUGGUUGGAGCAGGGGGCUUAAUUUGUGAUUACUAACCCGUGCGAUCUGUUUGUAAGUUGCGUCGUGGACUUUGUAAACGCUGAUUUAGUUAUUCCAUCAAUUUGCAGUUGCUCUCGUCAUUUCCUUAUCUGUGAUGCUGUUGAUUGGUUGGUGGUUUGGUUGUGGACCAGUUGUUGAGAAGAGCAGUUAGAUCUUGUUAAUAGUUUUUUUUUUCUGCUGUACAUGGUAACCUAUAACAUGCAGUGUGUCCUGAAGUCUUAUGUUGCUUAUCGAAUCAAAUUAGGUAAGUAUAUGAGCAGUCGCCAUUCACUAGUUUGAAUUGGAGGGCUAAGUUAAUCAUUUUCUCUCUUACAAAGAUUAGCCACACAGUUCUUAGGAAUGAAAAGAAGAUGUAUCAUUAUUAAUAUUAAUAAUUAGAGCAUGCUUUAAGCGUAUGACAAGAGUCACCAAGGUUUGCCGCUAUGGUUACUGGGAAGGAGCAGCAUGCUCCACAAAGACGCACUACAGAAGACUAAAGAGAGCUUUUUCAUACCAAAGAAGUACAACAAAAGAUUUGCUCCUCAUUUUCUGAAUCCUGGGACUCUCUAGCCUGUAGAAGAAGAAAGGCAGGAAUUUCAGCUCAAGAGAACAGAUCACAAUAUUUACCCACGGCACUGUCUCGCAAUAUGGCAAUGAAAAAUGUUGUCCGUUUCUUUUUCGUGUUAAUACAUGUGAGCAGUUGUUUGGGUCGAUCAGGGAAAAUGUUUUCUCCUGGCUUUGUUUCAUUGUCAGAGUCAUUACCGAGCUGGCCAAUUGUGAGUGCAGGAAUAUCUGUGACCGCUUCACUUGUUUUAUCCUUGUUUCUAAUAUUUGAGCAUCUCUGCGCAUACCAUCAACCUGAGGAGCAAAAGUUCUUGAUUGGUCUCAUUCUGAUGGUUCCAGUAUAUGCUGUUCAAUCAUUCUUCUCAUUACUGAACUCAAAUGUUGCAUUUAUAUGUGAACUGAUGCGGGACUGUUAUGAGGCAUUCGCCAUGUAUUGCUUUGAGAGAUAUCUCAUAGCAUGUUUAGGUGGGGAGGAAAGUACAAUCAGAUUCAUGGAGGGUCGAUUUCAAUUCAGUGAGAGUUCUCCUCUGCUAGAUGUUGAUUAUGAUUAUGGUAUUGUGAAGCAUCCUUUCCCAUUAAACUGGUUUAUGAGAAAUUGGUACCUUGGUCCUGAUUUUUACCAUGCUGUGAAGGUUGGGAUUGUGCAAUAUAUGAUACUGAAGCCUAUUUGUGCCAUCUUGGCAAUUUUUAUGCAACUUAUUGGGAUCUAUGGGGAAGGAAAAUUUGCAUGGAGAUACGGGUACCCAUAUUUGGCCAUUGUCCUAAAUUUCAGCCAGACAUGGGCAUUAUACUGUCUAAUACAAUUUUAUACUGCUACCAAGGAGAAGUUGGAACCUAUUAAGCCCCUGUCUAAGUUUCUAACCUUCAAAUCCAUUGUAUUUUUGACAUGGUGGCAAGGUAUUGCUGUUGCAUUUCUUUUUUCAACUGGGCUUUUUAAAGGACAUUUGGCGCAAAGAUUUCAAACACGUAUCCAGGAUUACAUCAUAUGCCUUGAGAUGGGGGUGGCUGCAGUGGUUCAUUUGAAAGUAUUUCCAGCUAAACCUUACAGACGUGGGGAGAGAAGUGUUAGCAAUGUUGCUGUGAUGUCUGAUUAUGCAUCUCUGGGAGCUUCAGAUCCUGAAGAAGAACGAGAGAUUGACAAUGUAGCAAUCAUGCAAGCUGCUCGUCCUGAUUCCAGGGACCGGCGAUUGAGUUUCCCUCAGAGUGUUCGCGAUGUCGUUUUAGGAAGUGGUGAAAUUAUGGUUGAUGAUGUCAAAUAUACAGUUUCCCACGUCGUGGAGCCUGUGGAGCGGAGUUUUUCCAAGAUAAACCGGACACUUCAUCAAAUCUCCGAAAACGUCAAGCAGCUUGAGAAGCAAAAGAGAAAGGCUAAGGAUGAUAGUGAUGUUCCCCUUGAACCAUUUUCAGAGGAAUUCGCAGAAGCUCAUGACAAUGUUUUCGGAGGUAGUGUUAGCGACAGUGGAUUAGCUAGGAAAAAGUACAAGAACACCAAAAGGGCACCGUCGUCUCUGAAACCGUUCGAGUUCAGAUUAGGUAGAUGGUUCCAGUAGUCAGCCAGUUGUGGUUUAUUGGGUUUUGUUUCUGACCAACAGGGAGCUAACCUCAAAUCCAGCAGUUUAUACAACAUAGGACAUACUGGGGGCAAAGCGAUGACAUUUCCGAAAACUAACAGUUCACAGGAGGAUGAUGUGCACUGGAGCUUCAGUUUCCUUCAUUAACUUUCCUCUUGUGUUUAUACAGCUCGUCCUGGCCCUUGUCAAUUUCAGGAGGCAGUUACUAGAAUUUUUUUUGUCAUGAGAGCAGCCUUGUUUAGUCUAGUUAACUACACUUACUACAGGCAAAGAAAUAUUAAGCCGCGGCAAAGCAACUACUACUGAAUACUGAUGUAACCCUCCUUAAGUUUCUUUGAAUUAACAUGCAUAGAAGGGAUACAUUUGUAAACUGAUGAACAACAUGUUUCAAAUCGGUAAAGUGAUAAUAGCACCAAUGUGAAGUUCUGUUGUUA